UGUCUCGUUGAAGGGUUUAGCCGUUCACCUUAGAUGUAUAUAUUUCGAGGAUUUGACAUUCAUUAUUCUCAAAUGCAUAUCCAAUAAUGACGACCUGAUUCGAUGAACGGAGGCAAAGUCUUGAGACAAUUGUGAAAAUUGCCACUUUUACCCGUCAAACAUGGCGGCGAGAAAUGUCAAACAGGCCGCGGGGUUAUACGACCCCGCGGAGAAACUGCAGUCGAACACAUUGAAGCGUCAUCCUAAGAUGGACCUGAACAAAGCUGACCUGUUACGUUUACUAAGUUACCUGGAAGGAGAGCUCCAAGCAAGGGAUGUUGUCAUAGCAACCUUGAAGGCAGAGAAAGCUAAACAAUUACUCUAUCAGGCCAAAUAUGGACGGUUUGGAUUAGGUGAUCCUUUCCAGGCAUUGCAGAGGGAUUCUGACAAUAUGAAAGAUAACACCUUUGAUGAGUCCGCUAUCAAAUCUAUGUACGACAACCAGUUGGCACAACUGGAGAAUCUCAUUGCUACACAACGGAAGGCACAACUAAAGAUGAGGGAGCAGUUAGCUACAGCUGAGAAACGCUACCACAAGGUAUGUAGCGAGUUGGAAGAUGAGAAGCGAAAGCAUGCUCAGGACACUGCCCAGGGUGAUGAUGUGACGUACAUGCUGGAGAAAGAGAGAGAACGCCUUCGCCAGGAGAUUGAUUAUGAGAAAGGUCAGAAUAAAAAACUAGAGAAGGAUCUUAAAAAGACACUUGCAAGUUUAGAGGAAGAACGUGCAAAUUCUGUGAAACAUAAACAGGUGGCGGUUAUGCUUAUUAAGGAACAAAAGAAAUUAAUUGAAAGACUUGUUAUUGAUAGACAGAAGUGUAAUCAAUAUGACCAAUUGUUGAAAGAUGAAAAAAAUAAAACUAUAACAAUGGCAGAGGGCCUUGUGCAAGAGAGUAAAAAAUCCCUUAAGAUGGAGGCUUCAAUGGAGAAACAGUUGAAUGACUUUGAUCUAGAGAGAGAACAACUGAAAAAUCGUCUUGGUAAAAGUGAUAGUAAAAACAAAGAAUUACAGUCCCAGGUGGAUGUUCUACAAAUGCAGGUAGAUGCACUGCAGAAACAGUUGAUGUCGUCAGCUUCCACUGCCAAAGAUUCUCAACAAAGCAUAGAGAUAAAAUCUUCUCCUGCUCGAGGAGGUACAGAAAGGUUAGGAGGAGCCACUCUAACAGUAGUUAGUCCCACGAUAGGUAAACCUGUGCCAAAAUCUUCAAAGCCAGUGGUUGUGGAUGGAGGAGUUCGAAUCUCCGAAGAUAGACCCUAUUCUCCAGCAGGGAUUGGAGAAAACGCUGUUCUAAAGACUGUUCGUUAUGGAGUUAACUCUCCUGCUCGGUCCCCCGAGAGGAGUGCAAUGGCUGGAUCAGAUACAUCUGAAAUGAGAGUAGGCCCCGUAGGGGCUGUAUCUGUUGAUAAGUCAGAGAACUACCGAGGCUCUGGUACAAGAAUUGGUAUUGCCCCAGGGACCUCAGCUGUUAUAUCGUCUGGAGGCAAAAUGUUGACUGUGAAUGUAGCCUCACAAAAUGCUAACAAUCCAAAUAUCAGUGCUGCCAACACCUCUCCACGCAAAAUGGUCCCACUAGGCAGGGGAACACCACCCCCUCUGCCCCCUAACAAGCCUGUGUUGAACUCCCCAGUUCCGGGGAAGCCGGCCCCUCCCCCCAAAGUUGGGGUCUCUGUGUGCAAAGACACGCCCAAUGACUCAAGUAAUCGUGCAACACCUAAAGCUGUGCACAUACCUGUGAGUGUUGUGCAUGGGAGUGGCGGGGCGGGGCGGCAGUCUGCUGGUACAGAUUCCUCCUCUCCCAUGAGGAAGCCCGCGCAGGUUUGUGUAAAUGCAACUGGUUUGGAACUGUGUAUGACCCUCAGUAUUGACAACUCAAUUGGUACUGCAUUAAACUUGGCAAGCUCAGGUGCUGCUCCAGACCUGAGACAGGGACUGGUCUAUGCUGACAUGGUCGCCAUGUCCUUUAACAAAAACACUUUCCAAAAUGCAGUGGAUGGCAAUAAACUUCUCCUUUAUGCUGUUCAGGAAAUUUGGUUGACUCCCGAAGCUUUGGAUGUUGUUACUACCCCUGAUGUCGCGCCUCCUCUAACCUCUCAGUCCCCUGGUCAUGCACCAGUGCACUCGCAGUUACCAGCUACUGCUCUUGAAUUCCUGGGGCCAGAAAUGGCGGACCUUCAACAGCUUUUAUCCUCCAUCAUGACAGAUACGGAUAGUUCACAUCAUUUAGCCCCUCCCCCUACAUCUGCUCUGCCUAACUGCUCCCCUACCCCUGCCGAUAUUGUCUUCUCACCAAUCCACAAGCGUGCUCAUGAUGGUGACCAGGAUGCCUUGCGCCAACUCAUUCUUGAUAGGGAGGCUGAUGUGAACCUCCCCCUCAAGGACGGGACCACACCCCUUCUUUGUGCUGCGGAGUCUGGACACCAGGAGUGCGUGUCAAUUCUCCUGGAUCAGGGUGCCAACCCAAAUUCCUGCCGUGAUAACAAGUACAGUCCUCUCCAUGCUGCUGCAGUUCAGGGACACAAAAUGUGUGUACAGGUGCUACUGGAACGAGGAGCCAUACCAAACCUAACAGAUCACCAAGGAUGGACACCACUGCAUCUGGCCGCAACUCAGGGGCAUACAGACUGCUGCAAGAUACUAUUGGACUAUGGGGCACAGCUGACUGUAUACUCUAAUACCAGUUGGACACCACUCCAUUGUGUUGUUCACCCUGGACAUGUUGAAUGUCUGCAUGCCCUUCUGACAUAUAACCCCCGAAGCCCCCAUCGUGACCCUCCAGGAUCCCCUUCUACAGCCUCUCAGAGUGAGGGCACUGUACAGAGAGCCAUCAAUAUGGCUGACAAGGACGGCUGGACAGUUUCAUAUGUUGCUGCCAUCAGACCAUUGCCUGAUUGCCUUGGUGUUAUAAUGAACAGAUGUGAAGUAAACCUCCAGCAUCAGGAUCGAUGUGGACGCACCAUUAUGGACAUUGCUUCAGUGCCAUGCAAAGAGUUUAUACAGCAAAGAACAGGAGGAAAGGAUCUUCUUUUGACUAUCACAUUAGAGAUACAGUACCCUAACCUGUCUGACGAUUUCACAACGCUACACCUACCCAGCCAGAAGUUUGUCAUAGGGAGUCUGUCAGUGGAAGCAGGUCUAAGCUGGGCCGGACUUGAAACACGUCUCAAACACUCUCUUUCCAACUACUUUUCACAAAUUGAUACCGGCCUUCGCACCAAACGCACCAGUCGUCUGGACCCAGACCUUGGCAUGGAUAACAUACAGUACAGCCUGGGUCUGGAUUCCGAGUGUAUACACAUGUUCUCUAUAGGAGACUACAGAUGGGUUCACGGGUCCCAUAGCAACACACUACCACAUACUCUGAUCCGGGAAAGUAGUCGAAGGGAGAUAACCAUUAUUCUUGCAAAUUCUGUGGAAUGUGUAGCCUGGGAUGUAUUGUUUCCUGUUUCGGUUGUACAUAACUACAUACGACUGCUGGAACACUACAAGAGUGUUGUGUUUUAUGGACCUGAGAAGACUGGCAAGACCUAUCUUGCUCAUCGAUUAGCCCAUCUAGUCGCUAGAAAUGAAAAAGAAAGUGGGAAGGUUCCACAGAUUCAUAGUAUUGUUCUACACGAGAGUUUCUGUCAUCGUGAUCUCAUCAAUUUACUGCAAAGUACAGGUUGUAUGGUACGGGAAGGUGUCGAGGCAGAUGACCGUGCCCCAAUCCUCAUUUUGGAUGACCUUGAGAAGGUGGAUGUGGCUGUCCUCUUUGGAAAGUUACUUACAGCAAUAGAACACAGGGGACAGUUUCAUACAUUCACUGUUGAGGGAGAAAACCAAGCCCGGUUCUAUUUCCUGGAUAAUUUCUAUAUCAUUGCCAGUAUGAAUAAAUCAAGAUCCACAGGAUUAGACUUGAACAUACAACAAAGGUUUCGCUGGGUACAUUUUCGAAUUGAUAUAGAACCAGUGCGUAACCUGUUGGCCAGACAUCUUCUACGUAACUUUAUCCACAUGGGUGAUGGCCAACUGCCUGUGAUGGACAGUAUGAUGUUCCGUGCAGUGGAAUGGAUUGUUUGUGUAUGGCAGAGACUUAAUGAUGGUGUGGCAAAGCUGGGCUUACCUGACGUAAUGUUUGGUCCAUACCAGUUUAUUAUGUGUCCUCUGCACUCCAAAGACCCGAAUACUAUUUAUAACUGGUUGUCAGGACUCUGGAACAACCUUAUAGCACCUACAGUCAAGGUCGCUGUGGUCAAAGGCACUGGCAAAGAUACAUCGUCUGACGGUCAACAGAAGGUGGCUAACACUGCAUUGUAUGUCCUAAUGCAGAAAGCUGUUGUACCAGGCUGUCCACUCUCUGGUCCAGGUAAGGAACAGUAUUUGUCUACAUUUGCUGGUAGUAAUGAACUAGACAUUCCUAUGAAGCAGGAGAAGAUGAAGGUGGGUAGCUCCUCUAAUCAUCGGCGGUCACUCGACUCCUCUAAAGGGAUCUUCAGCAGAAUGAAACACAGGAAUUCUUAUGAUGCUGAUAGUCGAGACCAGUCCCAGCUCCAACCUCAUCCAAAACGUCGUAGUUUGUCAUCACUCUCUAAUAGGUCAGAGGAGGAUUUCGACAUGACAAAUAUAAAAAUGGAGGAAGGGAGUAACAGUUCCUUGGCUAAAGUUCCAAAACUAGAGAUCCGCUCCCCAAUCCUUUCCAUACCUUUCCCUGCUCCUGGAUCAUCAACAGCUAGCACCUCUCACACUCCAACAUCUGCACCAGUCCAGACUUUCAGUAAUUCAGGAUUGACUUCUGAGCGUGGUGUACGUUCGUUUUCUAUGUCAUCACAGUCUUCUUCCCUCACUGAUGGAAAGAAAUUUACCUCCCAUUUACCGAUAGCUACACGAAAGUCUCGGUCAUCAGAAAAUCUUUCUUCAACAUAUGGUUCCGGAUCAAGUCAAAGUCGGAUGACUCCUCGACUUCGGUCGCCAAGUCCCUUCUCUUUCUCGUUGACAACCCCUACCUCAGCUUUGAAUUCUUUCAAAUUCCUAGAGGUGAAAUCAAGAACAGAAGUGACUCAGGCAAAGUCUGGGUCACGUAGAAGUUUAGAUUCUUCUCUUGAUCGACCUCACAAGAUUUCAGAACCCUCCAAAAGCCAACUUGCCUCAGGCAGUCAUCAGGAAAGUGAAUGCUGACACAGUGUAUACAGGGUUUCCGAGGUUUAUAACAGUUGUGAUAGAAUGUUGACUUGCAAUUGAAGACACUUAUUCUAUUUCUUUAUUUGGAAAAUCAGUAGAUUUUUCUCCAGUUGUUGUUCAAUACUAUUUUAAAUAGGGCUUAUUUCAGGGAAAGCAUUCUUUGCUUUAGAAUAUGUUAUGGGUUUGAAGAAUACCAUACAGUUGAUAUAUUUAUAAAAGUUAUCAUGGAUUUGGACAUAAUAAAUUGUCUUGACAUUCAAGUUAUCUCCUUUGCGAAGAGAGGCUGUAUAUGGGCAGCUGGGUGUGAGCUCUGUGGGUUUACUUACAUGGUGGAGGGUUCAUUCAGUCACAACAUAUAAUGAUAUCUGAGUCAUUCAAGCCAUUCAUAAUUACUGUUUACUUUUUUCACAAUGUGGUUCUCUUUAAGCUUUCAUAUAUUUUAUGUGAUUUUACCAGCAGGCUUUCUUCAGCAAGAUUAACCAUGUUAUAACAAUGUCAUUUAAGAUUCAGAGUUGUUUGUCAGAAUUCAGUCUUGUUUGUCAGAAUUUACACUCGUUUGUCAGAAUGCAAACUUUGAUUUUUGAUCACAUUAAUAUCUUCUGACUUGAAAAAAAAGACAAUGAAAUGUCACUUUACAAAAUCAUGGUUGGAAUUACAAUAGUAUUUUUAUGAUUGAACUUUUACAACUUGCAUCAUGGAUUCAGUCUGUGUUUUAUGGUUGAACUUUUACAACUUGCAUCAUGGAUUCAGUCUGUGUUUUAUUUUAAGAAAAACCACCAGCUGUAAAGCUGAUGUUUUAUGAAAGUAUAUUGUUUUUAUACAGUUGAGGAUACUCAACUGUGUAUUUUUAUCAUCAAGUUUUAUAAAUUAAGCUGAUUAAACAGAAAUUUCAUGUGUUCAUAGAAACAUUUUUACAAUACGUGUAUAGAAACAUGUUACUAUGCUAUAUGUAAACAUUAUUUGUAGUAAAUUAUCAUAUACCAUUAUAUCACCUGUGCAAUGAUGAAACAAAAACAUCAAAUAUUAUUUCUAAGUUGAUGAUGUGUUGCUAAAGGACUAUUUAAAUUACAUUCAGGAUCAUUAUACUGUAUGUUGGGCAAACAUUUAACUCCAGGUUUUUUCACCUUUGAUUCAAAUUGUUCACUUUUGCCGAAUGUUAAAUUCACCUUGAAAAAAUAAAGACAUGUGUUUUGGUUCUAACAUUAAACUUCAGCCCACUUCUCAGUUUCACCCUAUUUGUAAAAAAGUUGAAAUAGUGAAAGUCAUACUGCGGUGAAACUUUCCCUGUAUCAACAGUAUAUAAAUUUAUACAGCCUCUUGGUCAGUGUAAAAUAUAUGUAUUUACAUUGAAAAAUAUUUAAACAAUACCUGUUGAUAUGUAUACCUGAUUUUGUAUAUUUUAAACUUUAAUAUUGAUACAUAAAGAGAGUUUUGUGCUGAUCACAAGAAUGGCUUUAAAAUCAAAGUUAGUGUAAAAUGUCUCAUCUUCAAGUGAAAUGUUAAUUUUUGAAAAUGAUUUAUAUACAAAUAAUUUACUAUUUUUAAUGUAUUCAAGAACAAAAAUGUUUCUGGUGAUGUAUGUUAUUUAACAAGUUUUUACAUGUUGAUUGGGUAGAUCCCAUAAUUAUGAUGAUUAUAAACAAAUAGAAUCUCCCAUUAUUGUGCCUGGUAGAGGCUAAAGUUAACAGGAGAUCUGUGAUACCUUUUUUAUGACAUUUAGCAAUAAUCCAGAGAUUUGGUUUGGUAUUUGUGUCUCAAACAUUUCUUCCACUGUACUAUUUUUCUGAUAUAAUGCUUUGUCCAAAACCUGUGUUCUAAUUUCUGUAUGAUACUUGGUAUUGUGAGAGAUCUGAAGUUACAUGUGACAUUAGAAAACACAUGCAAAUACAGAAGGUGCCAAAAGAUAUAGCUUCCUUGUAAAACAGAAGAAAUGUUGUAGCUUUACUAAGAUGUUCAACAAAUCUGUAUCAGAUCUACAUCUUAUAGACAAAGAUAGAUGCGACAUUGCUCCCAGAUUCUGCCUGAUGCCAUUUAUAACUGCCUUCCAUUGUGUUCAUCAGAGAAAUCAAUUGUAAAUUUUACUUGUAUCAUAAUGUCUGAUUGAAUUGAAAUUUUGUAUUUGUGUUUUUAUGUAUAGUGGUACAAGUGUACAGGUUGAUUCCUACAAAUUCUGUUGCAGUGAAAAGCUGAAAACAUUGACUGUAAAAUGAGUAAAGUUAACGAAUGGUAUGAUUUUCCUUGAAUUUUUAGGUAAUGUUAGUUAUUAAGUAGACAAUUAAUGAGAAUUUUAAACAUUUUCUUCAGGUUGGUAAUGUCAGUAGAAUGGAAGUUCCUAUCACACAACCAGUAGAAAAUUAGAGUGUGAUGUUUUGAUGACUACACAGUCACCUUCAUCAGACAAAUGACCAGUGUGGAGCGUACUAGCACUGACUUACGUAGCGUACGAGAUCUACACAGUCACCUUCAUCAGACAAAUGACCAGUGUGGAGCGUACUAGCACUGACUUACAUAGUGUACAAGAUGGUGAGGAACUGACCAAGUGUGGAGCGUACUAGCACUGACUUACAUAGUGUACAAGAUGGUGAGGAACUGACCAACUUUUUCGUCUGUUUAAUCUGUUUACCAUCUUGUCACAUUAUUUUUUAUCUUAGUGUACAUAGGAUUAAAGUACAACCAAAAAAGUUGGUUGAUUCCUUACAAUCUCAUACACUACGUAUGUCAGUCAUUUGUCUGAUGAAGGUGACAGUGUAGAUCUCAUACACUACGUAUGUCAGUCAUUUGUCUGGUGAAGGUGACCGUGUAGAUCUCAUACACUACGUAUGUCAGUCAUUUGCCUGAUGAAGGUGACUGUAAUCAUCGAAACAGCAUACUCUAAUCUCCUACUGGUUGUGUUAUUAGAAUUUGAUUUUAAAUGUAAGUAUUUGGUGAAUUUUGGGUUUUUUUUUUUUAUUCAAAAUAUCAUGUCAACAAAAUAAUAUUUUCUUGGAAAAAUCCCAAAACUUUAGCCUUAUGAAAAAAUCCCCAAACUUUAGCCUGAUGAAAAAAUUUACUGUGGCUUAAUUUGAAUGAUCACACUGAAAAUGUAUACCGUUUACAUAUAUAUGUAUUGUUUUUUUUUAUAAAAAGGUUCAAUGAGAUUUUAAAUAGAUCUGCAGUAGCCCUGAUGUAAUUAUUGCAGUGCAUAGUUUCAUCACAUGCCAUAGAUAUAUUGCUUUCAUUACAUAAAUGAUACAUCCAUGUUUGAAGUACUUAGACGUGUAAUAUGUUUACCAUGUGACUCCAUCAGUACUUCACUUCAUCAUAUCACAUGACUACAAUGUGACUUCAUCAGGUGAUUGCCAAUUGAACUGCAUCUCAUUACUUAAAAUUACAAAAUAACAAACAUGAUUGCCAUGUGAAUGAAGUCCUCCAGGUGGUGGCAAAUUGAUUACUAUAAUUACUAAAUUACAUGACGGCCAUGUGACUCCAUCAGAUAAUGGCUGUUAUUACAUCACAUGACAGCCAAUUCUACUACAUCACGUGACUGCCAUGUGACUUCAUCAGGUGAAGGCCAUAUUUCUGGAUAUACCACAUAACCACACUUGAUUAUUUUGGCAUAUUUUGACAAAAUUUAUAAGUUUUUGAAGAUUUACCUACUGUAGAGUGAACUUCUAAAUAAAUUGAAAAGUUAUCUUUUGGCUUGAUUUCAGAUGUUGUUAACGAAAGCAUAACUUUCCUAGUUACACUCUUGUCGUUCUGAAUUUCUAGAUCACGAGAGUAAUGAUCUCACAGCUACAGACGUUAGUGGUACCAUACACUGAGUAUAUAAAGAUUAUAACAAAAUCCUGAGAUAUCAUAGAAUAACUUGAUAAAUAGGAUUGAAGUUAGACUGACCCAACAAAUAUUGAAGUUCAGAUUCACUUGUGGUGCCAGUGUUAUUACAAAUGCUGCAUCAUUAUGAACUCUGUUUGCUUUUUGGACAAUAUCUGGAUUGAUGGGGAAAGAAAGGUUAUCAUAAUUAUAUUACAGAACUUUUUUUUAACUCAUCAUACAUAUCGGCUCUUGUAUAAUUCCAAAGUGAUUGUUUACAUGUCUUCCAAACUGUUUUUUAUUUUUUGUUUGUUUUUUAAGGAAAAGUCUAUAUUGUUUUUGGAGAGGCAGCUUAUACUAACUAUAUGUCAAGCAAGUGAUGAAGAUUUCAUGUACAUAAUACUGUUAUUAUCAAUGAUAAUCCCAUGCUCUGUCCAUCCUUUCAUUAAACAGAUUUUUCAUAUAUCUGAAAGGAAGCCCCAAAACUUACUGAGCUCUGGACAAUUUAGAGGUACAUACUAAAGGUGACGAUUUGUCGUUCAUGAAUUAUUGAUAAAACGUUUCUGUGUUUGGAACACAAAAUUGUAACUAUGUUUAGUCAUUUUUUUUCACAAAGUAAUGAUGGAUAUCUUAUUCUUUCAAAAGACUAACUUUUUUCUUAUUUUAUAAAAACAAAACUUCACAUCAUUUCAUAUAUGAGAGUAUGUUGUUAACAAAAGUAAGAACAAAUAUUGUUGAGAAAUUUGUAGAAACACCUUUAGUGGGUGAAACUAGGAUGACAGUAUCAGAAUGAUAUCAACAUAGUUGAUUUUGAUCAAUGGAUGCCAGAUUGAAAAACUCUAAUCAGUUAUUCAAAUGUGCAUUGAAAAGAGAUUUUGACAAGAUUCUCAAUAAACAAAAUGUUUAGAAGAUUUACUCUUGUAAUGUUAGGAAGAACCAGGAUACAAGGUGAUGUGUGUUUAGUAAGGAAUUUUAUCAUACCCUCAAUUUUUAUAGUUCAAAAUUUUCUGUCUCAUCGUUCAUUGCUGGUUCAGGUCCUAUUAUCUGGUGGAUUAGGGUUAGGGUCUAGCAGCAAUACUCUGUUAAUUGUGACCGUUGUUUAACAAUAUUCUGGUGUUCAGAUUGUUCUAUCUUGUGUUAAUGCCCUUAGUUUCAGUUUGUUGGUUUGUUUGUUUUUAUUUAUAUGUAUUUCUCUCUGUUAGGUCUUGUCUCACAAACGUUAUUGUUCCAGCAAUGUGUGCCUCGUUCAGAGAUCCAGUUCCUUAGGCUGAGAUUCCAUAAUUUCACUAGUAAUUCUACAGUUGUUCAGUCCUUUUGCUUCGCUUUGUUAAAUAAUUUGGUUUUGAAAUUUCAUUUUCACAAUAUCAUGAGUGGAUUGUCAAAAUAAUAACAUUGAAGGUUUGUUUUCACACUGAAGUGUUCCUAAAUUAACUGAAGCAUUUUGAAUUAUAUUUAUUUGUGAAAAUAUUUUCAUGUUAAGUCGGCAUCCCUGCAAUUGUUUAAUGUUAUAUAAAACUGAUUUUUACCUUUCAAAUUAUCCUGAUGACUAGUACACACAUACCACUGUACCAGUGCUAUCCACAUACAACAGUGGGCACUCGUGUACUAAAUUGUCUCUUACCCUGUGUGUGUAACUUUUCUAAAUUUUGUGUUCCAAAAAUGGAUUUCACUUAACAUUUGGACAUCAUUUUAACACUUCAGUGCAAUUGAAAUUUUGCAAAAAGCUUGAUGUAUUUUAUUGGAAAGAAUAUAUAGAGGAUUGUUAACUGCUUUGUUGACUGUAUGUAACAACUCCUUUGUCUAAAUGUCUUUUCCAUAAAUUUCAAAUUCACUGUGAUUUGAAAACAAUUUAAUUUCUUUGUAUAAAAUAUUCAUUGUCCUAAAUAAAAUAUGUUUCUGCUGUUAUUUUGACACAAGGUGUUAAUUAAAAUCUGUAUUUAAAGGUAUACAUGAGAGUUUGUGUACCUGGCUGUCUUAUAUUCCAAAGAACUGUACAGUCAAUGUUUUACUUAUGUUGUACAACAAAACAAACUUGUUGAAUUUUACCUGCUUCAGACAGAACCAGAAUAAAAAAUAUUGUUACAGUG
Ylistrum balloti is the source of this 11067-nucleotide messenger RNA. Its product is annotated as cortactin-binding protein 2-like. The transcript is spliced from 23 exons. The record is from RefSeq and is a predicted model, not a curated record. NCBI's taxonomy places the organism in Eukaryota, Metazoa, Mollusca, Bivalvia, Pectinida, Pectinidae. Gene Ontology annotation, molecular function: protein binding; ATP hydrolysis activity; ATP binding. Bases 161 to 5188 code for a protein of 1675 amino acids.